CUCAGGUGCUGUCUUUGUGGAGUUUGUACAUUCUCCCGGCGAUCAUGCGGUUUUCCCCAGAUGCUCCGGUUUCCUCCCACAUUCCAAAGACGUGCGGGGUUGUAGAGUCAAUUGGCCUCUGCAAAUUGCCCCUAGUGUGUGAAGUGGAUGAGAAAUGGGAAAACAAAGAAUUAGUGUGAUCAGGGUGAUCAAUGGUCAGCAUUGACUCGGUUGGCUGAAGGGCCUGUUUCCAUGCUGUAUCUUUAAACUAAGAACUAAACUAAGCUCCUUACAUACAUGGAGAGUACAGUGAUUAUUUUGGAAAAUAUGAAUUGCUUUUCCAACAGUUUUACAUUUAUUUACUUAAUGCCUCUAAUAUUGUUAUUUAAAAUAUAAAAGUACUUUAUAUGCAUGAAUCUAAGGGAAGAUAUUUAUUCUUCAUUAGGUUGGAUAUAUGUCAUAAUUUAACAAGGUAGGCAACAGGGGGUUUUGAACUGUAAUGAAUUGUUGCUUUGGUAGUAUUCCAAAUAUCAGAGCUCAUUCCAGCAGCUCAAAUUUAGUUUAUUUUUACUGACAUACACAUUUAUCUAAAUAUAAAUGUGACCUCUCUGUGAGCCAGACAUGUGUACUAUUCAGAACUCAGCUGGGAGGACUAAACUCAACAUCAAAAUUGUUCUCGGUAUCACUAAAGCUGAGAAGGAAGAGGCUUAAUUAAAAUGAUCAGAAAUCAAACUUUAGCUCCUCGGCUGCACACUCACUGUGAAAGUUGUUACAGCCGCCACUGCAAGAAGUCGUUUGAACCUUCUGUUUCUUGUUUAGUUGUCAGUUGUCCCUCCAAGUGCGGUGCUCUUUUUCACCAGUGUAAGGAGAAUGAACACACACUGCUGUGCCCUCUAGAACAUGUUCCUUGCAUAAAUUCAGGCUUGGGCUGCCCCUUCUCCAUGGCCCGCUUCAAACUUGGCAAACACCUCCGUACCUGUCCCGCCAGCGUUGUGUGCUGCUCCAUGCAAUGGAACCGCUGGCCAGCCAACCAAGAGGACAUCAUGUCAGUGAAUAAUGUCAUGGAGGAAUCCUUGAAUCCGGAGAACCUGGAUCUGGGCACCGCCAUGAGGGACCAGAGAAUAGUCUUCAAUUCGGUCAGGAUGGCUGAACUCUUCCCGGAGAUGGCACAGGCUGUUGGUGAGAAUGAUUUGGAUUGGAAAGAGCCUGGGCUGGAAGGAGCAUCGCUUGUGGCUUCUGCUCGUUUGGAUGGUGAUCACCUUGUGGCAGAGUUGGAAACACAUCAAAAUGGAACCGACAAAGUCAGUACUGGCGGGGCAGAACCAACUCAGGAAGAAGAAACGGCAGAUUCUGAGGAAGGGCUAUAUCUUUCCAAGUAUUCUGCUUGGGAGGGGAUUUUCAGUAAGGACAGAGGUGGCUGUAUGGGUGAAGAGCCAACUCCAAAAGUAAAUAAGCAGAAGAUUGAGCAGGCAGAUAAUAUGAAGAAAGUGACUGAAAGCAACUCCAGUUCACCGGGCGUGGCUUUGUCAGCAGCAGCAGGGACAACAGGUCAAGCUCCUUGGCAAGAAGGUGUUCUGGAUAGACUCAAAUCUCAAAUGGAUAGCAAAGACUUCAACAUGUAUCUGGCACAUCAUGGCAGCAUGCUGAUUCGAUUUGGUCAGAUCAGUGCCUGUACGCCCAAGGAUAGAGACUUUGUCUAUGGAAAUCUAGAGGCCCAGGAGAUCAUAACAGUCAACACCUUUAAGCUCCCAACCAGCUACCGAAUUAACCGCCAACAUUUUAUAGACCGUUCAUCACGUAAGCUGGAGAACAAAUCUGUGGACACUUCUGACCUGGUAACAGUGAGUCAUCAGAAUGACGAGGUAACAAUUUCAUUGCUUUGCAACUUGGAGAAAAUGUUAAAAGGCCACACCAUCUCAGAAACAAACAAGACGGAUCGCCUCGUAAAAGAUGUGGCCACCCAGACUUACUUCUUCCCCUCUGCUCCCUUUGGUCCCGAUGUGGUUUUGGCCGAUGUGGCUUCAGAUAAAGCCUCUUGCCUAUAUUUGCAACUCCACACAGAUUGCAUCACCAAAAGAUACAGCAAGUCGGCCUCUGUCUUUACUUUUAUGUGCCACCACUUCUUCAGACGGGAUGAGUUUUCGUCACAUUUUAAGAACGUACAUGCGGACAUUCAGUCAUCUCUGAACGGGUGGAUGGUACAAAAGUGUCCGUUAGCUUAUCUUGGCUGUUCCUACUCCCAGCUGAGGUUCGCUCCCUCCAUGCAGAAGGCAAGGGUGAUCUACAAUCAACAACAAAGUGCGUUUGCAAUCAAACCAGUUGUCACUGCGGUUUUAUGUAACGGGGACAUAAGUGUACGAAGGAGCGGGAAGAAUUUAGUUGUCCUAAGUCAUCUUCCAUCUGAGAUAUUGAGGUACAUUGCAAGCUUCUUGGACUGCUACAGCCUAACACAGUUGUCCCAAGUGUCGGUACUGAUGAAUGGGAUCUCCUCUUCCUUAUUGCAAGAGCGUGGCAUGGUUCACCUUGUCUGGGAAAGGAAAAAUUACUCGCAUGGAAGCUUUUCUUGGAGAGCUCGGAAAAGGAGGUGGCAAUUUAGCUCUGUCUUUUCCACAAUUGAAAACUGGAAUUUUAGUGACAACCCCAGCAUGGCCGAACAUCUGAAGACCUGUUCCUACUACGUGACGGAGCGUAGAUCAAAUCGUGUGCCUCUCAUCAGCUUGUGCAAAACUCAGAAAUUGGAACAAGAGAAAAAGAACCUUACUCAUAUGUUUAAUAGGAAAAAGGCAGCAAAUAGAUUUUCUAAUCUGACUCUGUGAAGCUUUAGUGUCUAGAUCUUGAUUUUGUUACUGUGAAUUCAGUACCCUUAAGUGGUAACUAUAUUGCACAGUUUAUAUAUAGGAUAUAUUAAAAUGCAGCCAUUUUAAAUGUAUUAUUAAAUGUAGAGUUGCUGCCUUACAGCGAAUGCUGCACCAGAGACCCGGGUGCUGUUUGUAUGGACUUUGUACGUUCUCCCAGAGACCUGCAUGGGUUUUCUCCAAGGUCUUCGGUUCAAGCUCUCACAUUUCAAAGACGUAGAGGUUUGUAGGCUAAUUGGUUUAGCAAAUGUAAAAAUUGUCCCUAGUGGGUGUAGGAUUGUGUUAAUGUGCGGGGAUCGCUGGUCGGCGCGGACCCGGUGGGUUAAAGGGCCUGUUUCCGCUCUGUAUCUCUAAACUAAUACUGUAUUCUGUCUGACAUGGAAACUUCAGAGAGGAUAGUAUUGCAGGACAUUUUAUGCAAGCUACUUAACCACAGUUUAUCUUUAUGUAAUGUGACACAGUGCAGAAAAAUUUACAGAGACCAAUGAACCUUCAAACUUGCACGUCUUUGGAGUGUGGGAUGAAACCGGAGCACCUGGAGGAAACUCAUUCAGUCACAGGAAGAACAUGCAAACUGCACACAGACAACACCUGUGGUCAGGAUCAAACCCGGUUCUCUGGAGCUGUGAGACGACAUAUUGUUGUAGGUGUGGUACAUGGACCUGCCCAAACGUAUUGCAGGCUAGUUACUUCUGUUCUUACCAGAAGUUCUUACCAGUACGUUCAUGGCAGUUUCAAGCAUGGAACAUUCUGGGCAGAGCCUGGAUUUGAACGGCAGACAAAGAAGAAUUGGUAACACAAAUGUUGGAGGAACUCAGUGGGUCAGGCAGCAUCUGUGGAGGGAAUGGACAGCCGACUUUUUGGAUCUGAAGAAAGGUCCCUGCUCAAAUUGUCAUCAAUCCAUUCCCUCCAAAGAUGUUGCCUGGCCCGCUGAGUUCCUUCAGCACUUUGUGGUUUACUCAAGAUUCCAGCACCUGCAGUUCCUUGCUGUCUCCAGAAGAAUAACUCAAUCUGAUUUGCUUCUGAACAUUUACUUGUAUUAAGCUGGAGAAUGAUAUGGGCAAAAUAAAAUGGCAGAAGUUAUAUUUUAAUAAAGAUUUGCUGUAUUUAAAUAGAAUAAUUGUGCUUAUUAAGAGAGAUGCAAUUUCACCCUCAGAUGUUCUGAUUCUAGUUGGAUGCAAGGUGUUCAAAGUGAAUCUUUGCUUCAAAUACCAAUGCUACACUCACCCUUCUUAUUGACACAAUAAACACAUUUUCAUUCAUAGAGCAAAUAUCUCCCACUUUAAUAACCAGAAUUUUAGAAAAUACUGAGGCUGCACCGAUCCUUGUUACAUAUUUCAACAACGGACUAUUAUAUUUCAGAUCGUCAGAUCAUGUUUUCUUAAACAAAUUAACAAAACAAGCAACAAAUAUUUAAAAUAGGGACAUUUUCUGUUGGCUAGAUAGGCCACAACUACGAUGGUAUAGAACACAAAGUGCUGGAGUAACUCAGUGAGUCAGGCAGCAUCUGUGGCAGGGCUCGAAAUUCACGGUUGCCCGGGUGCCAAUGACCACUCAAACUGCCGCCGGGCAACCUAAACGGCGAGUCAUUUUGCCCGGCUUGGCAACUUG
This is a messenger RNA of Leucoraja erinaceus (little skate), 4445 nucleotides long. RefSeq names its product F-box only protein 40-like. Gene Ontology annotation, cellular component: cytoplasm. The record is from RefSeq and is a predicted model, not a curated record. The transcript is spliced from 4 exons. The coding region runs from base 696 to 2795 and encodes 699 amino acids. Gene Ontology annotation, molecular function: ubiquitin protein ligase activity; zinc ion binding; protein binding. NCBI's taxonomy places the organism in Eukaryota, Metazoa, Chordata, Chondrichthyes, Rajiformes, Rajidae.